AGAGUGGUGAUAGUAGUAACAGAAAUGAAAAUGUAUGAUAUGCUGGUGGAGCCUUGCGGGGUGGUUCUUAACUGGCACACCUGCUGUACUCCGCUACUGCUGCACCGUCCCCUUCCCCAAAACACCCAUUAUUAGUGAACAUGAUUCUUGUCCAUAAGUCACACCCUCCUUCCUCCGACUCAAGUCUCCUCGCGCCGCUCCAAGGACAGAAAACAGCAACAAUAGCCUGAAACAGCAGGCAGCGAUGAGCAGGGAGGGGGCAGUGACGUCACCGGCGCGAGGCAGGGUCUGGAGCGCCUGUGCUGUUCCCUGCUUACUAGCCGGGAGAGAUGGCGGACCGAUUCCUCUGAUUAAGCAAAAAGGAAAAUUCAACACACCCUGAAAAAAGAUGAUUCUGUAUGCGAUGACCAUCCGAUGAAAACGCAAGAUACAGCAAGCAAUAACCUUGAUCUGCAUUUCUAUUAUCUGUGGGUCUUUUUGUAAAUAUUACCAUUGCGGUCCGAGUAGUUGCCGGGCAGGUGCCAUCCAACACCCUGCCCUCCAUCCAUCUCUCCAUCCUUCCAUUGCUCCAUCCACCCAUCGAAGCGAUGGCCGCCGAAGGAGUGCAGGAUCCUGCGGACCAUUACAAAGAGGAGAUUGAGCGACUGACCAAAGAGCUCGCAGAAGCCAGCGUUGAGAAGAUCCAGGCGGCCGAAUAUGGGCUGGUGGUGCUGGAGGAAAAGCAGACGCUUAAGCAGCAGUACGAUGAGUUGGAAACAGAAUUCGAGAGCCUCAAGCAGGAGCUGGAACAGCUAAAAGAGGCAUUUGGGCAGUCAUUCUCAGUUAACCGCAAAGUUGCAGAAGAUGGUGAGACUCGUGAAGAAACGCUGCUGCAGGAAUCAGCAUCGAAGGAAGAGUACUACCUCGGGCGGAUACUGGAGAUGCAGGCAGAAGUAAAACAAAGUAGGGCAGUGGUAACAAACCUGCAGGCAGAAAAUGAAAGGCUCAACACUAUCAUCCAGGAACUUAAAGAGAAUAACGAGAUGCUGGAGCUGCAGAGAACGCGGAUGAAAGAUGAGAUUCGAGAGUACAAGUUCCGAGAAGCCAGGCUCCUGCAGGACUACACUGAGCUGGAAGAAGAAAACAUUUCUUUGCAAAAAUUGGUUUCUACAUUAAAGCAGAAUCAGGCUGAUGUACUGCCAAUUGCACAGACAAUAUACUGGCUAAUGAUGGUUGAAUAUGAAGGACUUAAACAUGAAAUUAAACGCAUGGAAGAGGAAACUGUGCUUCUUAACAGUCAGCUGGAAGAAGCUACCUUGUUGAAGGAAAUUGCCGAGCGUCAGUUGGAAGAGGCACUGGAAACACUAAAGAAUGAACGCGAACAAAAGAAUAACCUUCGAAAAGAACUCUCUCAUUACAUUAACAUGAGUGACAGUAUGUACAGUAGUCAUAUUAACAUCUCAGUAGAUGGGCUAAAAUUCACUGAAGAUGGGAAUGAACCAAAUAAUGAUGACAAAGUCAAUGGGCAUGUCCAUGGGCCUCUAGUAAAACUAAAUGGCGAUUAUCGGACACCUGCACCAAGGAAAGGAGAGUCCCUGCACCCAGUUGCUGACCUCUUCAGUGAGUUAAACAUUUCAGAGGUACAGAAACUAAAGCAGCAGCUUGUACAGGUGGAAAGAGAAAAAAACAUUUUGCUAGCAAGCCUUCAGGAGUCAGAGACGCAGCUUGAGCACACAAAAGGAGCCUUGACUGAACAACAUGAAAGGGUGCAUAGGCUGACAGAGCAUGUUAAUGCCAUGAAACGUUUGCACUCGAAUAAGGAGCUGACAACUGAUUUGGACUUUGAGAAAGGUCGAAACUCAGGGGAAGAAACACAUGAUUAUGAAGUAGAUAUAAAUGGUUUAGAGAUACUUGAGUGCAAGUACAAAGUGGCAGUGACAGAAGUUAUAGAUCUCAAAGCUGAACUAAAAGCCUUAAAGGAAAAAUACAAUCAAUGCUUGGAAAACUAUACAGAUGAAAAGUCAAAAAAUGAAAACAGAACACAGGUGCUGCAUGAACAGAUAUGUCAUUUAGAAAAAGUGAAUAAAGACCACCUUGAGAAGAUCACACAUUUAGAAAAACAGCUAGAGGUAACAACAAAUAUAGCAAAUGAGAACCAUAAUACUCUCAACACAGCCCAGGAUGAACUGGUUACUUUCAGUGAAGAACUUGCCCAGCUCUAUCACCAUGUUUGUCUUUGUAAUAAUGAAACUCCUAAUAGGGUGAUGCUAGACUAUUAUAGACAAAGUAGGGUUACUCGGAGUGGAAGUCUAAAGGGUCCAGAUGACCCUAGGGGUCUUCUUUCACCACGACUAGCUCGGAGAGGUAUGGUUUGCCAAGCAGAAGCAAGGAGUUCACUAGAACCAACAUCCAAAGAGGGUACUGAUGCCAGCAAAGAAUUAAAUGCAGCAAAAUCACCUUCUCUUUCACCUGUAAUUACAGCUCCACCCUCUUCACCAGUUUCUGAGACAAGUGACAUACGUAAAGAACCUAUGAAUAUUUAUAACUUAAAUGCAAUCAUACGGGACCAAAUCAAACAUCUGCAGAAAGCAGUGGACCGGUCAGUGCAGCUUUCUCGCCAAAGAGCAGCUGCACGGGAAUUGGCACCAUUGGUAGACAAAGAUAAGGAGGACUUAAUGGAGGAAAUUCUGAAGCUAAAGUCACUCCUAAGCACUAAACGGGAACAAAUAGCAACACUGCGGGCAGUUCUCAAAGCAAAUAAACAGACAGCAGAGGUUGCCCUGGCAAAUCUGAAGAAUAAGUAUGAGAAUGAAAAGACGAUGGUCACUGAAACGAUGACGAAGCUUCGAAACGAACUGAAAGCUCUGAAGGAGGAUGCAGCUACCUUUUCUUCACUGAGAGCAAUGUUUGCAACCAGAUGUGAUGAGUAUGUUACACAGCUAGAUGAGAUGCAGAGACAACUGGCAGCUGCAGAGGAUGAAAAGAAAACUCUAAACUCUCUCCUACGGAUGGCAAUACAACAGAAACUGGCUCUCACUCAGCGCCUGGAAGACUUAGAGUUCGACCAUGAGCAGUCAAAGCGUAGCAAAGGAAAGCUUGGCAAAAGCAAAGUCGGCAGCCCUAAAGUAAGUGAGGAUGCGUCAGCCAGUGUACAGUCACCAGUUGUCAUAGACACUGUCACUCUGCAUAGUCAGGAACCACAACAAUAAAAAACUUUCCAACAGUGGCGCUCAGAGGAAAAGUCCCUGUGUAGCCCUUCUGGAAGAACAGCCACAUUACAGCUCUAAGUGUGUCCCCCUCAGCUGUCUCUCUAAGGCUCCUCCUUGUCCUUAGGCACUGCACACAAUGUGGAGGAAACCUGAUGGAAGUCUCCUGAGAAAGUAGAUGCAGCAAGGAGCCAGCCAGCCUUCCUGCUUGGUCAUAUGUCUACAAAGCCUGGAUUCUUCCAAGCAGCUACGGCAUGUGAGGGAAGGUUGAGAAGAAAGACACACAAGUUGCAAAAGCAGACUCGUACAGAAGACUCUUUUAAAGCCACUCUUACAUUAAUCAGACUGUGGAAUCAUAUAUCCUCUAUGAAUAAUUUGCUUGGCAUUGGCCGCCACAGUUAACAAAACAAGGCUUACCAUUGUUUGAUGGUGUAUACUUUGCAAUCAUAUUCUUCCUUGAUAAAGGACAUGAACUGAGUAUGAGUUUUCUUUUAUCAUUAUAGCAUGUACUACUUUCUUUCAUUUUGUUAAAGACUUACAUUUGAUUAUAAAACAUGGCUUGUUAUGUAAGGAUUUCAUAUACUAUGUUGUUUAAUCAAAAUGACUGUAUGUGGAUUGUGGGUAAUUUUAAAAUGCAAUUAAAAUGGGUGGCCUUUUAAGAUAAAUUUGGUUUCUAAUGCACAAGAUAAAAAACAAAACAAACAAGGUGGAAGAGAAAAAACAGGGUGACACUGAAUGCUAGUACUCACCCUUCAGUUUGUUGCUGCAACUUUCUGUCAUGCUUAUGCAUCCUAAACCCUAUAUUUUAUUUUUAAAUGCUGCCCUAUUCACAGUUUAUUUAACUACACGAGCUUUAUAUUUAUUUACUAAUUUCUGAAGUUCUAAAGCAAGUAUGUUUGUUUUUGUGUACACAUCUUUAUAUCACUGUACACAUUUCACAGUAUUUGUACAUUUUAGAUUUCUACACUGGUUUGGUGCUGUAACAUUGUUUCUGGGUUACAGAAAAGGAAACAUGUUCAUUACAGUUGUAUUUUAGCUGUUAUUUCACUGGCAGAAUGGGUUUACUUUUAGUAGAAUUAUGAAUUUUACUUGUGAAGCAGUAAUCUUAGAAAAAUGGACUGGAGCAAAAAAGUAUGCAAUUUAGAUUUUAAACGAAUGCUAGUUAACAACGGUUGUGGUGAUUUUUGGGAAGUGGACUGUGGUUAUGUGCACAGUGCACUGUGUUCUGAGUAAUCAGAUAUACUGCACUGUAAAAAUGUUAGUUUGUCAUGGUCAUUUAUUUUCCAAGUCUGUGGCACAGCUCACACCGUUAUAAAGAAAAAGGGCAUGCACCCUAAAGAGAACAGUCAGACCAUCUCUGUGCCAAUAAACAAUGCAUUCAGACCUUGCUUCCAUGUCUGGAAAUGGACAGCAAUUUUUUUUUUAAUUCCAGAACAAAUUGGGCACUGUUCAUCUAUAAAGAAACGUAUCCUCCAUCUCCCUAAAGCUUAGUGCAAAGGGAUCACUAAAACUGCAAAUUGUCUGAGCUUAAGCACAAAUAAUAAUCUUGUUGCAAAAACAUGUACACUAGCUGGUUGAUUAAACUGUAGUAUAUCUCAGAUAAACAAUCUUCAAUCUGCUGAGGUUUGUAAGCUUAUGGUUACUUGGUGAAAUCACCACUUAUUCAUGUUGCCAGUCGUUAUUUGCCAUUUUACUAAUUUGAAUUUAUGCAUAUUGGUCAAUACUAGAAAUGAAUCUCACAACUGCCACACCUUAGCUACUAGGCUUCAUUAUUCAUUUUAUGUACAUAUAGCUGACUGAAAUCCGUUUAGAAAAUUCCACUGUAGCAUGUAAAAUUAAGUUGAUCAUUCCCAGUCUGGCGGGUUGUCAACAAUGUUUUGUUGAAUAUUUUUCCUCCAAAACUUCUGCAUUGAGGACAAUUACUUACACUGUAGGCCAAACUACAGUUGGCAUAAAAACAGUAGAAAAUAGAUUUCCACUGAUGGAAAUAGACGCUUAAUACCUUAAUGGAUAAGACGAUAGAGCUAUCAAACAGGAAAAAUAUCCAAAUUGAAAAGAUAUGAACAGUCCUCCUAGCUGCUGCUAAGAAGUAAUUCCUAAAAUGAUUGCAUAAAACUUCACCGACAUUAAGUGUAAAUAAACUGCCCAUGAUAAACAAUUAAUGGUCAAUCACUAUAUUUUUAAAUAAGAGCAAAUGCAACCUUCAUAUUAGUAUUUUCUUUCUAGAUGUAGUACAACUUGGUUUCCACCUAGUUUUGCUAAGCUAAGAUGAAACUUCAUUUGUUUUUACUCAAUAUUAUUAUCUUGACAGACAAAGUACAUCAAAUAAAAAUAUUUACUGUUUUAAGUGAAAAACAUACUUCCAGUUAGACCUGCACAGUGAUAUGUAGUCUUUUGCUGUACAGUGGUAAUUUGGACAAAGCAGUGGUGCAGCAGUUGCAUUGUUGCCUUACAGCAACAGGUUCUCUGGCUCAAUUCUUGGCUGGGGUGCCUUCUGUGUGGAGUCUGCA
Molecule: messenger RNA, 5695 nt
Organism: Protopterus annectens (West African lungfish)
Lineage: Eukaryota; Metazoa; Chordata; Ceratodontiformes; Protopteridae
Gene: BICD1
Product: BICD cargo adaptor 1
Exons: 9
Coding region: 588-3188 (866 amino acids)
Biological process (GO): protein localization to organelle; microtubule anchoring at microtubule organizing center; positive regulation of receptor-mediated endocytosis
Cellular component (GO): cytosol; Golgi apparatus
Molecular function (GO): cytoskeletal adaptor activity; dynein complex binding; dynactin binding
Source: RefSeq, a predicted model, not a curated record